Messenger RNA from Oryctolagus cuniculus (rabbit), 2077 nucleotides. RefSeq names its product keratin 40 (gene KRT40). The record is from RefSeq and is a predicted model, not a curated record. Gene Ontology annotation, biological process: intermediate filament organization; epithelial cell differentiation. Lineage: Eukaryota; Metazoa; Chordata; Mammalia; Lagomorpha; Leporidae. Gene Ontology annotation, cellular component: cytoskeleton. Gene Ontology annotation, molecular function: structural molecule activity.
GAAGGAAGGAGACUUUUUGAGUCAAAGCAAAGGAGUUUUGCAGACACUCUCUGCUCGUCACUUCAAGAAUGACUUCCGAAGCUUCCCACACACACUGCUCUUCUGAGUCCUGUGCCAGAGCCUCUGGCUGUGCACCUGCUUCCGCCCACUCCCUGGAAAGGACUUGUCUCCCCAGUGACGGCUCUGCAGGCAGAUGUCGGAGCCCCGGCUUCCUCUCCAGGUCUUGCUUGUCCACCCGUUGCCUCACGCCAUGCUACUUGGUUGGGAGUUGUGACAGUCCAUGCUUGGCAGGGAGCUGCGCGUGGUGUGAGGAUGGGAUGCUCAACAGCAACGAGAAAGAGACCAUGCAGCUCCUGAAUGACAGACUCGCCAGCUAUCUGGAGAAGGUGCGCAGCCUGGAGGAGACCAACGCCGAGCUGGAGUGCAAGAUCCGAGAACAGUGUCAAGAGAGUAUCCCACUGCCGUGCCCUGACUGUCAGUGCUACUUCAACAUCAUUGAAGAUCUCCAGCAAAAGAUCUUGUGCACGAAAGCAGAGAAUUCUAGACUUGCUGUACAGCUCGACAACUGCAAACUGGCUGCUGAGGACUUUCGGACAAAGUACGACAGUGAACUGUCCCUGCGUCAGCUGGUGGAGAAUGACAUCAGUGGCCUGCGUGGGAUCCUGGGUGAGCUGACCCUGUGCAAAUCUGAUCUGGAAGCCCAAGUGGAGUCUCUGAAGGAUGAUCUCCUUUGCCUUAAGAAAAGCCAUAAAGAGGAGGUCAACUUGCUCCAUGGCCAGCUCGGUGACCGACUCAGUGUGGAGCUGGACACCGCCCCCACCAUCGACCUCAACGAGGUCCUGGAUGAGAUGCGCUGUCAGUAUGAGACGUUGCUCGCCAACAACCGCAGAGACGUGGAGGAGUGGUUCGCUGCUCAGACAGAGGAGCUGAAUCAGCAGCAGCUGUCCAGUGCAGAGCAGCUGCAGGGCUGCCAGACGGAGAUGCUGGAGCUGAAACGCACAGCCAACACGCUGGAAAUUGAACUUCAGGCACAGCAAAGCCUGAUAGAAUCCCUGGAAUGCACUGUGGCAGAAACCGAGGCCCAGUACGGCACCCAGCUGGCCCAGAUGCAAUGCCUGAUUGAUAAUGUGGAGAACCAGCUGGCUGAGAUCCGCUGCGACCUGGAGCGGCAGAACCAGGAGUACCAGGUGCUGCUGGACACCAAGGCCCGGCUGGAGUCAGAGAUCAGCACGUACCGGGGCCUGCUGGACAGUGAGGACUGCAGGCUUUCCUGUAAUCCCUGUUCUACAGCGUGCACAUCAAACAGCACUUGUGAGCCAUGCUCAGCCUACGUUCUCUGCACAAUUGAAAACUGCCACUUGUGAUCCUUAAACACUCAGCAUGUCAGGGGGAGAAACCAGGCCAGGAGACGGGCUUCAAUGACGGACGUCAAAACCAGAAACGCAACUCUGGAGGGCUUGUAGAGCUUCAAUUGUCCUCCAAGUAUCCUUAGAUAUUUCUGCUUUAUCAUUUUCUCUCCUUUCAGCUCAUUUUGGUAUUCUAGGAGCCAGUAGAGCUUUCUUGCAAAUCUCCAAAUACAAUGUGUUUCAUUGCUUUAGCAUGGUAAAUACAGCUCUGUGACUUCUUGUUCUUAAUAUAAAAGCCGCCUGAUGGCAAAGCAGUUGUUUAAACCCAUGACCAUAGUUUGAAUUUGCAAAUAUUCUCUAACUCCUCAAAUACAAAUACAUUAAAUCCAUGCAAAAUGUCACCUACCAUGGAAGAUACUUGUAUGCAUCUUUUUGAGAGAAAACUUAUAAAUAAAGUAUAAUAAACUGGGAAAGGCAUUUGGUGCAAUUGUUACAACUCUACUUGUGACACCCACAUCACAUAUCCAAGUGUCUGGGUCCAAGUUCCAGGUCUGACACUAAUUCCGGUUUCCUACUAAAGUGCACACUGGGAGGCAGCAGUGGGUAUUCAAGUGUUUGGUCUCUGUUGUCGCUAUGGGAAACUGGAUUGAGUUCCCAGCUCCCAGCACUUGGGGAAUGAGCCAGCAAAUGACAUACCUGCUCAUUCACUGUCUGUCUCUCUCUCUUAAAUA